Pocillopora meandrina is the source of this 862-nucleotide messenger RNA. The record is from the annotation of a GenBank genome assembly. NCBI's taxonomy places the organism in Eukaryota, Metazoa, Cnidaria, Anthozoa, Scleractinia, Pocilloporidae.
AUGAACUCAAACGUAUCUAUGCUGCACGGUCAGCAACAUAUGACGAGGUAUUCUAAAAUAGUAAAACAAUAAAAAUACGGGUCUGGGGGACGAUGUGGCACAUUGCCGUUUGACCCACCGGACACCUGAUUCAUUAUUCACGGUUGCGUUUCGUGAAUGUUCCGGUACUACCGGAACAUUCGGGCAAUAUUCAUAGAUCUUAAUUAAGGGAAUGAUUGUGCAGUCUUCGUUCAAAACUUAUUUAGUUUACCUUGUUCCCCAAUAUUUUCAUUCUUUAAGUUCAAAUUUUUUAGAGCAAAAUCUCGAUUUUGAUUGAAAACAGAUCAGCUUUUCGGGUCCGUAAAGUUACAGGAGCUCUCAAGGAAAAGGGGCUCAAGGCGACACCAGACUUGUGUCGUAUUUAUCGAACAUCUUAUCUUAAUAACCGGCUUGGAUUUUCUCAUCAUAUAGGAACAUUCAGCGGCGCGCACUUCAUAUUUCAAGCCACUGGCCGAAUCUUUGCAUAACGCCCUUAAAGAAGUUUACAAGGACAAACCAAUGGGUCAAAAUCAAAAUUGACGCUGGAGCUGGGACAGGGCUGGUUGGAAUUGAGCUCAAGAAACUCGGAUACACCAACCUAUAUGUUCUGGAUAUCUCAACUGAGAUGUUAAGGGAAGCAAAGAAGAAAGAGGUCUAUACUGAGUUCAUCUACACGUCUUUGAACGGGCAGUCGAUACCUCAGAUUAAAUCAGGGCAAUUCGAUGCUUUGACUUGUGGUGGGGCGCUCAUUACAGGGCGUAUCGGCUCAUCUGCUUUCGUGGAGAUGAUAAGAAUGGUUAAAACUGGUAGGAGUUUCUCAGGAGUUUACCGAGGCACAGAUGUA